Micromonas commoda is the source of this 1566-nucleotide messenger RNA. RefSeq lists its product with no specific name. Gene Ontology annotation, molecular function: methionine adenosyltransferase activity; ATP binding. Bases 36 to 1253 code for a protein of 405 amino acids. The record is from RefSeq and is a predicted model, not a curated record. The transcript has 4 exons. Lineage: Eukaryota; Viridiplantae; Chlorophyta; Mamiellophyceae; Mamiellales; Mamiellaceae. Gene Ontology annotation, cellular component: cytosol. Gene Ontology annotation, biological process: S-adenosylmethionine biosynthetic process.
CACAUCUACACUUUCACCCACUUCCUAAAGCUACGAUGGCUUCCAAGGACGGUUCCACCUUCUUCUUCACCUCCGAGUCUGUCAACGAGGGUCACCCCGACAAGCUCGCCGACCAGAUCUCCGAUGCCGUGCUCGACGCGUGCCUCGCCGAGGACCCCGACUCCAAGGUCGCGUGCGAGACCGCCACCAAGACCGGCAUGGUGAUGGUGUUCGGCGAGAUCACCACCAAGGCUAAGGUUGACUACGAAGCCGUCGUCCGCAAGGUUUGCAACGACGUCGGCUUCACCUCCGAGGCUGUCGGCCUCGACGGCAACAACUGCCGCGUCCUCGUCGAGCUCCACGCGCAGUCCCCGGAGAUUGGCCAGGGCGUGCACGGCAUGGGCACCAAGGCGCUCGAGGAGAUCGGCGCCGGCGACCAGGGCAUCAUGUUCGGCUACGCCACCGACGAGUCCGAGGCGUACGCCGAGUACAAGGGCAAGUUCAUGCCCAUGACGCUCAUGCUCGCCAACGCCAUCGGCUACCGCCUCACCGAGGUUCGCAAGAACGGCACCUGCCCGUGGGUCCGACCCGACGGCAAGACCCAGGUUACCAUCGAGUACAAGAACGAGGGCGGCGCCAUGCGCCCCCAGCGCGUGCACACCGUGCUCAUCUCCACCCAGCACGACGAGACGGUGACCAACGAGAAGAUCGCCGAGGAUCUCAUGACCGAGGUCAUCAAGAAGGUGAUCCCCGCCGAUCUCCUCGACGCUAACACCAUCUUCCACCUCAACCCCUCCGGCCGCUUCACCAUCGGCGGCCCCGACGGCGACGCGGGUCUCACCGGCCGCAAGAUCAUCAUCGACACCUACGGCGGCUGGGGCGCGCACGGCGGCGGCGCCUUCUCCGGCAAGGACCCCACCAAGGUUGACCGCUCCGCGGCGUACAUCUCCCGCCAGGCGGCCAAGUCCGUCGUCGCCGCGGGCCUCGCCAAGAGGUGCAUCGUGCAGCUCUCUUACGCCAUCGGCGUCCCCGAGCCCCUCUCCGUGUUUGUCGACACCUACGGCACCGGCACCAUCCCCGACGAGGAGAUCCUCGCCAAGGUCAAGGCGGCCAUGGACUUCCGCCCCGGUCCCGUCGGCCGCGACCUCGACCUCAAGAGGUCCACCUCCAAGACCUCCGGCAAGAACAACCGCUACCAGCAGACCGCCGCGUACGGCCACUUCGGCCGCGACGAUUACGACGUGUUCACCUGGGAGAAGCCCGUGGCUCUCUAAGCGCAUAUAUAAAUACCUUUAAGGUGUGAUAUUACGCUUAGUUGAGGUUUAGGGGGUUGAUUCGGCCGGGGGGGGAAACUUAGGACGCGCUAUUACGAACUGCUACUAGAAACGUCUCAGACUUGAUUUGCGAUUAUUUUAGGAACCAGCUGGUCGUCACCCCCGGGAAACAUUCCGGGACAAGGGGCGGCGAUCGGGCAAAGUGGGCUUUUCCUCCCCUCCGCCCUGUACGCGCGCGGCGUCUCGCGCGGCGCGCGUGCAGCACCGAAGUGAAAACUUAACACACUGUCUUUUUUAAUGAAAGGAGAGUAGU